Molecule: messenger RNA, 1875 nt
Organism: Blumeria graminis f. sp. triticale
Lineage: Eukaryota; Fungi; Ascomycota; Leotiomycetes; Helotiales; Erysiphaceae
Source: the annotation of a GenBank genome assembly
AUGGCCCCAUUGAAAUCAUCCUCAGCAAAGAUCACUCUACCUUACCCGCUCUAUGCCUGCGACUUUGAUCCCGCUAAUUCUACCAAGCUAGUCGUUGGCGGUGGCGGCGGUGCCAGUAGAACUGGGAUAGGGAAUAAGAUUACCGUACUAGACGCAUCAAAUCCGGAGAAGCUUGUAGAAGUUGCGGAUAUCGAACUGAGCAAAGAGGAGGAUAACCCUACGAGCUUGGCGACUGGACUAAAUCAUUUAGUUUACGCUGGCGUUAACGCCAGCCCCAAAGAAAUUAAAAACGGCGAAAACUCGCAUUUUCGGAUUUAUGACAUCAGCCUCGAGCACGAGAAAAAUGACCGACCAAAUAUCCGCGAAGAGACAAAACUCAGACUGUUUUCCAGAGUCGAAAAAGAUUCCUAUCAGCGUAUUACUCGAUUAGCGAAGCCACUCGUAUCAAAAUCACAACUAGGAGCUAUAACGACUGGUCUGGCUAAGCGCUCAGAGAUUGCGUUAUUUGAAACGCAACCCCACGGUGCACCGAAAAAACGAGGCUCUUUGCCGUGUAAAGCUGAGGCAGUAGAUGUCGAUAUUAUACAAGUUGAGGAGGAGAGUCAUCUACUCGCCUAUUGCGAAGAUCAUGAUAUCUUUGUGACUGAAAUUACGCCUAAGACUGAUAUUUCAGGAUCAGAAUGUAUACCAAUCACGCCUCUUUCAAAUGGCGGAAAGCCCAAGACUGCUACCUUAAGAGCACUAAGGUGGCUUACAAAGGAUCAUCUUAUAACACUCUCCAAUCUUUACAGAAACACUGGAGUAGUGCUAGAGAUUGUCAAGGUUACACCCAGCAAAUUUAGACCAGCUCGAACAGUGCAAUCUAUCCGCCUCCCAAAAUACUUCUCUAAAGCCACAGGUCUCUGCAUCGUUGAUCUCAAUAAUGCGACAAACUGUUUGGACACCCAGAAUGAAACUCAAUUUGUUAUAGCGGUUGCUGGUCACAACCGUUCAAUCUCUCUCUUUACGAUCGAUUUCAAAUUAGAGGCCGAAGUCUUCAAACCAUCAGAUAUUAAACCACUCUUUACCUUUGUAGAUGUUCAUCCUCUACAGAUAACUGGUAUUGCCUUCUCUAAUGUUGCUCCAUGUCCCGAUACGGUGACAGUAGGCUCGACAUCUCAGGUACUACGACUAUGUAGCGUAGGUAUCAGUAAUACCGUGGUAGUACAUACUUUGCCAAUUAUUAGCGCUCCUUGUGAAGACAGCCAUAACAGAGGUUUAAACCCUCGUUAUUAUAUCGUAAAGCCUCGCGGUACUGGGGUAUUGAGACGUGCCGCGCUUUCAAUAAGUGUCAUCCUCGCUGUCAUUAUUGCAAUAAUAAUUCAGGCCUUACUUGAGAUAAGGGGUGAGGUUCCGUUAUACCUCGGGGCCAGAGAACAUGUUCCCGUGCAAUGGCAGGAAGCUAUUAUACGAAACAUACCUCAGGUUUCAAUGACAAUGUUACGGCCAACAUUUACAAUUACUCGGACAGUUAUUCCAAUCAGCGCUGAAACUAGUAUUAACGUAGACUCAACAAGUAGUGUUCUCCUGGAAAAACUAAUGAAGAAAUUUGUUGCUGGUGAAAAUCACGGGCUAGAUGGUAUUGUAGUACUAAGUGGUGAGGGUGAGCAAAUAAAAGCGAUAUUGCAUAGGCAAGAUAGUGGAGCGGAACAGACGAAGGAUAGUGAGGAGAUACCGACAGGAAGCACAUGGGAAGACUUGAAUGAAGCACAAAAACUCGUCUGGAUACAACGGCUCAAGGAAUUCGGAGAGUGGCCUGAAGAUUUUCCGGCGAUCGUUUUCAAGGGCGUCUUAUUUGGUGAAGUUAUGGCAGCUGGUGCUGAAGAUGAUUCUUAA